ACCAAUUCGGGAAACAUUUCACAGUUGAGUCCCGGUUCGAACAGACCUAUUCCCAAAUGUACGGAAAGAUUGCCUUAGUGCUGGCCGUGCUUUACAUUCUCCUAAAUGUUCUGAUGCUGCGUUGGGUUUACCAGAAACCAAAGGACCAAAGGACUCCCGAUGAGGAGUAUAUGAGAGCAACGCUGAAAAAACUACUUGUCACUCGCCAUGCUGGCAGUCCAGGACAUAAAGCAGUUCGAGACUUUCUAGACAAGGAACUAAUGCGUUUUGGUUACAUCUCCAGUAGGGAUGACUUUUUCCACGGCAUCAACUACUCCAAUGUGGUGGGCUUCCUUAAUGACCAAGCGGAGCAGUACCUAGUGCUAACUUGCCACUACGAUGGCCCAAGUCCUAGGAAGGGAGGGGAGGACUUUUUAAUUUCAGCCACAGAUGGAGCUGUUUCCUGUGCCAUUCUUCUUACUCUGGCCAAAACGUCCAAGAUCUUCGCCAAAGCUUUGGGCCAAAACCUUGGACUGGCUCUGGUAUUCUUUGACGGUCAUGAGUCCCUGGCCACUGCACCUGGAAAUAAACCACUACUCUAUGGAUCGAAGAACUUUGUAAAUAAGAAUAUUAUAUCUUUAGAGAGAAUAGCUCUUGUCUUGACUCUCAACCUCAUAGGUGCGCCCAAUCAAACUUUUCCGAGCUACUCUCAAAACGAGGAUAAAAAUCAUAAUCGCAUUGCGGAGAUAGAACAUAAGCUACGUGAAUCUGGCCAACUAGUGGACUCCCAUAUCUUGUUUCAGGAGAUGCGAUCAUAUGGGAAUGAUCUACCCGAUGAUCAUAUGCCAUUUAAAGAAUAUGGUAUUCCAUUCUUGCACAUUGCUCCGGAAAAAUAUCCAAAUGUCCAUCAAACCGUAACUGACAAGGUGGAAAAUUUACAUUGGCCCACCAUUCUCAAUAUGAUCAAAAUACUACGUCAAUUUAUUCCUGAAUAUAUGGAAUCAAUAGACUUUAUUAAUUACGGUUAUUUUGAUUUCGACGAUGAUGUGGAUGAACCCACAUUACCAAAAGAAGAAACAAAUAAAUGGUGAAUUCCAUGGGGAUUAGAUUAAUUAAAAUCGGAAAUGUUUAUUAUUUGAAUAGUAAAAAAUAGUUGUUUACAUUAUAUCAAAGAA
Molecule: messenger RNA, 1154 nt
Organism: Drosophila serrata
Lineage: Eukaryota; Metazoa; Arthropoda; Insecta; Diptera; Drosophilidae
Product: glutaminyl-peptide cyclotransferase
Molecular function (GO): zinc ion binding; glutaminyl-peptide cyclotransferase activity
Source: RefSeq, a predicted model, not a curated record